AUGACCACCCAGCUCUUGGCCUCGGAGCUCACAAAUCUCAUCCAGGAGAGCAAGCGCAAACACAAUGACCUUAGACAGGCUGCAGAAAAGUCACUCGAGGAGCUCAAGAGCCUCCGCGGUGCUAAUGAGGCCCAGAUAGGAGCUGAACUUGCUCAACGAGUCAACUUUGUGAAUCCUUUCAUCAUUGCAUGCGGAACCAAAAAUGCCAAAUUCACCGGAAUUGCAAUUGUAUGCCUAUUGCGGCUUAUUAUGAGCAGUGCUCUACCCAGGACGAAACUAAGCCCAGUACUCGAAGCCCUGAGGGAAGCCACCUCUAACGGUUUGGAUGUACAGCUCAAGAUUCUCCAAGCCUUGCCAACUCUGUUGCAAAAUUAUGCCACAGACAUCAAGGGUGACCUCCUAGUGACCGCCCUGAACAUAUGUUUCAUUCUUCAGACAAGCAAGAACGGAAUCGUGAGCAAUACCUCUGCUGCAACGCUUCAGCAGUUGGUUGUAUCUGUCUUCGACAAGGUUGUGACCGAAGACCGAACGACAUCAGAUGCCGGCUAUGUAGGCGACGCACCUACUCAAGAUGGACAAGUCCACUUGCGAUCUGCCGCACUCGAUGCCUAUCGAGUGUUCAGAGAUAUAUGUCUAAUGACAGAAAACCAACGCCCCGAGUACCUCAGAUUUACUGGUCUUCCGCAGACAUUUGGGCUUGAACUGAUAGAAUCGGUUCUAACCAAUCAUGCUUCUGUGUUCUCGUCGCACCCAGAGCAGGCCCAUAUAUUGCGCAGCAGUGUGAUGCCCUUCUUGAUUAGCGCGCUGGGAGGGAAGAUCAACUUUGCGACAUCCGUCAGAUUGGUACGGAUUCUAUACACAUUGUUGAGAAGGCACCUCAACGUGCUCUUGUCAGAAGGAGGAGAAGCACUUGAGAUCUUAACACAACUACUUGAUCAAGAUGCUGCGCUUUGGCGACGGGCCCUCUGCAUGGAAGUCUUCCGUGGUAUUUUUGCUGAGCCAGGACUGCUGAGGAAGAUAUUCAUGCUUUAUGAUGCAAAGGAGGGUGAAAAAAACGUAUUGAGAAACCUGACUGCAACUUUCGUUAGAGUGAGCACGGAGAAGCCCGUGGUUAUUGGCCUCGGCCACCAGUCGACGAUACCUGUGGCAAACCCGUAUGCUAGCUCUGGAAGCUCAACAGAUCAGGCAAUGCUGGAGGCUAGCGGCGUGACUGGUAUCAUCAGUGGAUCAGUUGCGAAUGAAGCCGGGAAUACCGGCAUCAGUUCUCAUUGGAGCACCAUGCGUGUACCAUGCAUAGAUCAACUCGACAAGACCGAUCCGCCAUCGAUUCCAGAGUCCUACGUGUAUGCACUCACAUUGUCUUGCAUAACUUCGCUAUCAGAAGGGCUUGCAAAGUUCAUUCUCCCCUUGACAGUCCCUGCUGAUGGCCGCUCGCGGAGAAGAGGUACGAAGCAGCAGGAAAUGGAUCGAGACUCUGCUACUAUUUCCGAAGAAGGGAACGAUGCCGUCAAGACAGGCUUGGAGAAGUCUGCAUCCACAACCUCAAUCGAGAGGUCCUCAUCCUUCAAGAAGAACCCAGUCCCGGUAAAUCCCUUGGCCUUGAAAGACCAUCCAUUAUAUCCCGAAAUCCAGGUCUGUGCUCAGAUUGUCGAUGAAUGCUGGCCGGCCAUUCUCGCAACCUGCUCCACUUUUCUGUACGCGGCCUUGGACUCGGAAUACUACCACGGACUCGUACGAGCUUUUCAAAAGUUCGCACAUGUCGCAGGCUUACUUCAGCUGGCAACCCCCAGAGAUGCCUUUCUCACUACACUCGGAAAAGCUGCUGUCCCGCCGAAUGUCUUCACUGCAUGUUUAAAUGCUGGCUCCUCCAAGUCAGGCAUGUCGACACCAUCGACCGAGACGUCAAACACUAUCCUUGGCAAUGCUCGGGGACUCCUCAGUGUUGAGAGCCUCGUGACUCCCGUCGGUGCCGCUGGAGAAAGACAACGGCAAGCAUCUAUCGAUGCCAACACCACUCCCCAAACCUUGAACACGCGCAAUCUUCUGUGUCUUCGAGCCUUGUUGAAUUUGGGCAUCGCGCUGGGGCCUACUCUAACCUCGUCAUGGCGAAUAGUUCUCGCAACAUUACAACAAGCAGAUUAUGUGCUCUUUACCACUGGCAAAACGGCGGGCAGAACACCAGUUGCCGGGAAAAGUGCGGAUCAACGUGCAGAUAGUGAAGCUGCGUCACUUCUCGCCAAUUUUUCUGUUGAAAUUAGAGCUGUAGAAACUGCCGCAUCCCGACUGUUUGAGAGCACGGUCGAUUUUCCCAACGAAGCGUUUGGAGAAGUGGUGGAGGCCAUCUGUGCUCUGCUGGUGCACAGCACAGAACCAAGAUCCGAGCUGGAGAGCCGACCACAAUCACCUCCUUCUCAGGCUGUGACUCCCCCACCGCAUACCACGCGCAUGUCCAGUGCUCAACAUCGUCGGGUUCUCAGUGUCUCAACAGCUGCAACAGGAGGCCCAAAUCAGGAAGACCAGUUUGCCCUAGCAAAGCUUGGCGAUCUCGCUGCGAUUAACAUUGACAGAUUGUUAUCGUAUCCGCCAGAUGUAUCUGGCUGGACGCGCCUUACUUCGGAACUGAUUGACACAUUAAGCUCCGCCGCCGUUUCCGCCCAAGUUCGCACGCGCGCAGCCGAUAUUAUUGUACGUCUUGUACUUGAAGCUGCUGCUAGCGCUGUUAGCCUCAGCGACGAUAUUCGAGGCCAAGUACAGCUCCGCCUUCUGGAGGCGUAUCGAGACUCUCUGUUGCCUCUUCAGAGAUUGGACCGACCAUCGUCAGUUGCCCACUAUGCUACAGACGUGGAUAUUCAUAAGAUUAUUCUCGAAGGACUUAAAAGCCUGCUGGAUAAUUGCGGCGAAACGUUGAUUAGUGGCUGGGAUGUCGCCUUUGAGAUUAUCGGAAGCAUUUUCAUGGAGAAGCAGUUCGCUCAGGAGGCUGUGCAAGAUGCUUCGAAACCUUCAACCGUAAUUCUGACACGAUCGAGCAAGCUGAUUCGAGCCUCAUUCAAUUCCUUACAGCUUAUCAGCUCAGACUUCCUUUCUUCAUUGCCGAACAGUUGCUUUCUCAUUCUCGUUGAUACCCUGUAUAAAUUCUGUUCUCAAGAUGACGAUUUGAACAUUGCUCUCACGACCGUCACAUUUUUCUGGGUUCUUUCCGACUUUUUGUCCGGGAAGAACAAGUCGCUCAUAAUCACGAAUAGCUCUCUAGGUGAUGCCACGGACGACACUAUCGCAAAAAUGGCUGCCGAUUCAGAUAAUCCUUCAUCCGAUGCUGCGUUAUGGAUGCUCUUGUUGCUUCGGCUAACUAACGUCACUACCGACGAUAGACUGGAAUUGCGAAACAGUGCAACUCAUACGCUCUUGCGCAUUUUCGAUGCUUAUGGGGAUCGUUUGAGUCCAGAAGCGUGGUCCGUCUGCAUCAAAUCAGUCAUUUUCAAGCUAAUGUCAUCGGUUCAUGAACACCUCGCUUCGGUCAAUGAACCCGAGGUCGACGCAAAAAUAAAGCACGAGUGGCAGGAUACCGCCGUUGUUGUCCUGAAUGGCAUAGCUGGACUGCUUGCCAAUUAUCUGGAUGUGCUUACAGCACACUCAACGUUUAAUUCUUACUGGCAGCAAUUACUUGACCACUUUGCGUCUCUGCUUGAUCUUCAAGUGCUCGACAUCAACACUGCCACAUUCAAAGCCCUGACCCAGAUACUUUCGCACAGCCAAAAUGGUGCGAAACAAAACUUUAACAAAACAACCAUCGACCUUGCUUGGGAACUGUGGUCUCGUGGCGUGCCAGUCUCUCAACAAGAUGGCGAUAAACCCAUUGACAACCAAAACUGCUUGUUGGCAUAUGUUGCGGCCUUGCGGGAAGUGUACCGCCUGAUUCAAACAGACCUAACAGUUGAACGCCUCCGUCGAAUCCUCGAACUUCUGCGGGAGACUAUGCAAAAGGCGGCACCUAGUGCCUACGUGCUCGAUGUCGACUAUGCCACCCAGCUACAAGGACAAAUUUUGGAUGUCAUGAAAGUACUGAGGGCAGAUAUUCCAGGCGCUCCAUCCGCCCUCAUUUCCCAGGCGGCCAACUUUGUCAAUCUUGCCUUUACGGAUGAUAAGGUCAAGAGGGAUGCAUCCGACAAGAGAACCUAUGUUGCAAUGUCGAAGGCCAGCAUGCUCAUCCUGCAAACACUGAUUGUGGACCAUGCAUCAGACGCAGAUAUAUACAGCGAUGGCGCCCUGCUAGCUGCGCUCACAGCUUUGUCAAGGCCCAUCGUCUUGAAAUAUCAGUUCCCCACAAUCACAAAGGGCACGCAGCCUUGGAAGCAGGCAACGACUUCUGCGAUUGUAAUCUUGGAGGCCACUCUUCAUCACCUACGAUCGCUCAAUGUUUCGCGUUCUGCUAUUCAGGACAUUUGGCAAACAGUUGUGGCGAUCGCCAAUGGCAUCACCCAUGCUGAUUGCAAUGAGCAUCCCGAGCGCAUCAACCUUGUCGACGACCAAGAAUUCGACAUUAAUUCCUUUACCAAGCUCCGUGAGCUCAUAAUACCGUCCCUGGGCUCUGAUGUUGUGCCAGAUACGACUCGAAAAAUCUUUGCCGAGUCGCUAUUUCAAAUGUCCAUUAUUCAUAGCCCUGCUCCUGGCGACUUGCCCCUAUUGAAUGGCAGCACUGACGCUCAUGGCUUGUCGGAAUUGUUCAAAGUACGGUCGGGUCGCACUAUUGACCCUUCUCCCAAUCUUCGUCAGAAAGUGGCCUACAUUUGCCUCGACGAGAUCUUUGCCCUUGUAUCCACACACGAAGAGGUUGGGGCCCCAAGCAUUAGUAUCCAGCCGCCGACUCCGCGCUUUGCACCACCGCCGGGCACGCCGGGCUCAUCAACCUUACCCGGCGAAGCUCCUCAGGCCCUGCACGUCCGUCUAGCAAAGACUGUUGCUCCAUACCUGGUACUGCGUUCUGCGCUUACGCUGCGUUCGUUUAUUGCAGACCAGCCGCUUCGUGGCCAGAUGCCGCAGCCAUUGAGUCAGCGCAAGGAACUAUACCAUGUUUUGGAUCGGUUGGUCGAGCUCCGGAGCGACAAUGAGGCGAUUCCCGACUGUGCCAAUGUGGAGAGCGAGUAUAGAAAGCACCUCAUGAGACUCUACCCUCUCAUUGUUAGGGCCAUGGGUGUGGCAGGCCGAAGUGGUGAUGAGGAACUCGGUAACAAGUUACAAAAGGCCAUGGAAGUGGUUGGUUCCGAAUUUGGCGCAUAG
Molecule: messenger RNA, 5274 nt
Organism: Pestalotiopsis fici W106-1
Lineage: Eukaryota; Fungi; Ascomycota; Sordariomycetes; Amphisphaeriales; Sporocadaceae
Exons: 5
Coding region: 1-5274 (1757 amino acids)
Source: RefSeq, a predicted model, not a curated record